AUGCUUUCGGCCCCAUCUCCCGUCCCUAUCCUCAAGACCUCCAAGUCUUCCAACGCGGCUCCUUCUGUCGGCUCGAAACGAAAAAUGAGCGACAUGGACCUCGAGAUCUCGCCCUCUUCCGACACACCGGAUCAGGAGGAGACUCGCAUCAAGAAAAGGCCUCGCGUGCAGUUCGAUACCGAUGUUAAGACCCACGAAGAUACCUCGUCGGAGAAGAGUCCGGCUGUCGUUCGAGAGGAGGUCCGCAGUGCCAUUCAUCGACAUGUCACGUUGUCCGAGAGCGAAGGCUAUGAUCACAUCAAGGGCAUUUUCACCGCCGAUCCCAAGAAGCAGGGCGAUGACAGCUUGCUGGCGUAUGACAUGCCUACACCUACAUCUUUGAAGAAUCAUCUCAUGGGACUCCUAUCGCAUGUCGCCUCUCUAGACCGAUCCUGCAGUGGGUUAGUCAAUGCUGUCAUCAACAGCGAAUGGCUCGGCCGAGAUGAUGCCUAUGUCAAGCUCUUCAUCAGGUUUCUGGGGAAUCUUGCCGCUGCACAGGGUUCUUACCUUGCCCCCGUGCUGAAGAUGCUCACUGCCAAUAUGGCCACUGUCCCUCGAGGCGUCGGCCGACUUCCUGACUAUGAGGUCGUGUCGGCUUCGAUCAUUCACACUCGCGUUCACAUGGCAUUGCGCCACAUUCUAAAACUCAUCCCCGCUGGAAGUGGAGCUUUGUCUCCGAUUCUGUCCUCGCAGUUCCCCUUCGAUUCGGAUCCCGCCAACGCGAACGUUACCUACACUCGGAACCUGAUUCAGAUGAUUACCUAUGCCCCAGAGCUUCAGUCCGACAUCCUGGCCCUUGUCACGGAGAAGCUGGUCAAAAUCGAUGUCCAAAUCCAGGUUGAUAUGGAAGACUACGAAGAUGAGAUUGGUGACAACCUCGUUCACGCCGCUGAGGAGGAAGAGGAAGACGAUGACUCGGUUGCAAGCGAUGAUUCCGAUGAUGAAGACGACGACGCCAAAUCCGGCAAGAAGAUCAAGGAAAACAUCAGCAAGGUUGACGGCAUGAUCGACCUUCUCUUCGAGUACUUCAGCACGCCGUUCUCCUCUAACAACCUGGACGACAAGGAGAACGCCUUGGACCUUCUCCUCAGCCAUUUCCAGACCAUUAUUCUCCCCACCUACCGGUCCCGUCACACUCAAUUCCUCCUAUUCCACUUCUCCCAGGCAUCACCCGUGCUUAUAGAUCGUUUCGCUUCUACAUUUGUGCAAAUCCUCUUCAACAAGCUGCAGCCGGGCAUCGUGCGCCAGUCCGCUGCUGCAUACUUGGCCAGCUUCGUUGCCCGUGGUGCUCACAUCUCCGGCGACGUGGUCCGCGACGUCUUCGAUCUGCUCCUCACCCACCUCAACAGCUUGCGAGCUGACUAUGAGAACACCUGCCGUGGUCCCGACCUCCGCCGCUACGGCCCCUUCUAUUCCACCGCCCAGGCCAUUCUCUACAUCUUCUGCUUCCGCUGGCGUGACCUGACGACUGCGGCCGCGGAUGGCGAUACUUACGAUCAGGUGGAUGAGCUUGAACCCACCCAGAUCACCUUCCCACCCAAUAUUAAAGAGUUCCUUCACAAGUGCAUCUACUCGCGACUCAACCCUCUCAAGGUGUGCUCACCGGCCAUUGUUGCCGAGUUUGCCCGUAUCACCCACCACUUCCAAUUCCUUUAUGUCUACCCUCUCCUCGAGACCAACAAACGCAUGCGCAUAACUGCUUUCCGCAGCAUCUCCACCCUCGCAGAUCCCCGCUUCAGCCAUGUCGGUCGUGAAAUCCGUGCUGGCGAUAACAGCGGUUACCAGCUGGACGCAUACUUCCCCUUCGACCCAUAUCAACUUCCCCGUAGCCGACGCUGGCUCGAGGGCGAUUACGUUGAGUGGCGUGGGAUUCCGGGUCUCGACGAUGCGGAUGACUCUGACAGUGGAGCCGACGAGUCUGACGACGAGGAUGGUGAAGAUGUCACUGAGACCGAUGAGGAGUGA
Penicillium brevicompactum is the source of this 2004-nucleotide messenger RNA. Its product is annotated as rDNA-binding RNA polymerase I transcriptional factor. The transcript has a single exon. The record is from RefSeq and is a predicted model, not a curated record. Gene Ontology annotation, cellular component: nucleus. Lineage: Eukaryota; Fungi; Ascomycota; Eurotiomycetes; Eurotiales; Aspergillaceae. Gene Ontology annotation, biological process: transcription initiation at RNA polymerase I promoter. Gene Ontology annotation, molecular function: RNA polymerase I general transcription initiation factor activity; RNA polymerase I core binding. Bases 1 to 2004 code for a protein of 667 amino acids.